This is a messenger RNA of Drosophila subpulchrella, 918 nucleotides long. Its product is annotated as merozoite surface protein CMZ-8-like. The coding region runs from base 1 to 918 and encodes 305 amino acids. The record is from RefSeq and is a predicted model, not a curated record. The transcript has 2 exons. NCBI's taxonomy places the organism in Eukaryota, Metazoa, Arthropoda, Insecta, Diptera, Drosophilidae.
AUGCGAUCCCAACUAGUCCUCGUCCUUGGUCUUGUGGCUCUCGUGGCGUCUGCUUACGGGGCAACCUCCUCGAAUUCGACAACAUCAACUCCUUCAAAUUCGACCUCCUCGGCAACUUCAACUCCCUCGAAUUCGACUUCCUCGGCAACUUCAACACCUUCGAAUUCGACUUCCACAACUUCAACUCCUUCAAGUUCGACGACCACACCAACUGCAUCGACCUCGCCAACUUCAUCCAGUACGACCAGUGACACGACCUCCAGCGAGGUAAAGAAGCUGGAGAAGAAGCUUCGCAGGGAGCGCAGGUUGAGGCGCCAACUGAGACGUCGUUUGAGGCGUCAGGAGACUCGCCAAAAGAAUCAGCAAAAAAGGCGCCAGGCGAGGCUUGCUGCAAAGAAGCGCACCCGUCGGGCUCCAGCCACACCAGCAGCUCCAGCCACUCCAUCAGCUCCAGCCACACCAUCAACUCCGCCGACCUCCCCGUCGACUUCACCAACCGCACCAGCGACUCCGCCAACCACACCGUCGACCUCGCCAACCACACCACCGGCUUCUCCAGCCACACCAACCUCGCCCACUACUCCGACCUCGCCCGCCACCCCAAGCACCUCGCCGACGUCACCAGCAACCCCGGCUUCGCCAAGUAGCCCUUCCACGCCGCCCUCUUCGCCCAUUGAUUCCCCCACUCCCAGUGACUCCCCCACUCCCAGUGAUUCCCCCACUUCCGUUGACAGUAACUCCAGCACCGCCCAGGACCUGGCCAGGGCGCAGCGCCAGGUUCGCAGGCUUAGGAAUCAGGUGAAGCAGGCCAGACGUCAGGAGCGCAGAAGUCGCCAGCAGGUUCGACAGAUUAGGCGCCAAUCGGGACGUCGUCAAAGGCGGCAAAACCAGCGUGGAUCCCGUCAGCGCCGGGGUUGA